Messenger RNA from Mitosporidium daphniae, 394 nucleotides. RefSeq lists its product as uncharacterized. The annotation marks the transcript as partial. NCBI's taxonomy places the organism in Eukaryota, Fungi, Microsporidia. Gene Ontology annotation, cellular component: preribosome, large subunit precursor; nucleolus. Gene Ontology annotation, biological process: maturation of LSU-rRNA; maturation of 5.8S rRNA. The transcript has a single exon. The record is from RefSeq and is a predicted model, not a curated record.
AUGCCUCAGAACGAAUACAUCGAGGAGGCCAUAAAGAAAGAGGGGCGUCGUCUGGAUUAUGCCGAGCGCAAGCGCAAAAGAGAAGCUAGAUCUCCCCACGUGCAUGCCAUGGCUGCUAGAGAGACAAUUGGACUUAAAGCAAAAAUUCUCAAUAGACAGAAUAGAGUCGAAAAAAUCGAAAUCCGCAAGAAAAUCAAAGCCCAUGAAGAGAAACUCUCCAAGACCAAGAAAGAUGUUUCAGGGGCAGUUCAAAAAGGCGCCCUUCCAUCUUAUUUAUUGGAUCGUGCCGGAGCAGGAUCAGCAGAAAACAGGUCAAAAGUCUUAUCGAACAUGAUCAAGGAAAAGCGUAAAGAUAAAGCUGGAAAAUGGGCCGUUCCCCUGCCCAAAAUUAAGG